AUGAAGCUGAUUGGUGAUUUCGAGAAGGAAUUAGCAAAGUCCUUUGAUAUGAAGGAUGUGGUCCCGGCGAAAAAAAUUUUGGGCAUGCAGAUCAUGCGAGACCGAAAAUCUAAGAUGUUAUGGUUAUCGCAAGAACGUGCAAAUAAAUUCUUGAGCUUCGGUAAAGGAAAACCAGUUUGGGAAGUUGUGAAGUGGAUCUUAAGGUACCUAAAAUGCAGUGCAAAUAAAUUCUUGAGCUUCGGUAAAGGAAAACCAGUUCUUGAAGGUUAUAUAGAUGCGGAUAUGGAAGGUGACUUGGAUAGUAGAAAAUUUACUUUAGGGCUUGUGUUUACGUUUGCAGGAGGAGCUGUAUCUUGGCAAUCUGAAUUACAGAAAUAUGUUGCCUUGUCGACUACUGAAGUCGAGUACAUUGCAAUGACAAAAGCAAGAAAAGAAAUGAUUUGGUUGAAGAGGUUUCUUCAACAAUUGGGAAAGAAGCAGAAAAGGUACGAUAUCCAUUGCGAUAGUCAAAGCGCAUUGGAUUUAAGUAAGAAUGUGAUGUAUCACUCUCGUACGAAGCACAUUGAUGUUAGAUAUCAUUGGCUACGUCAAGUAGUGGAAGAACAACAGUUCAAGUUAGAAAAGAUUCACACUGAUGAAAACCCUGCUGACAUGAUGACGAAAGUUGUAACAGGGGGAAAGUUUCAUCUUUGUCUCGAGUUGAUAGGCAUAAUAUGCAUGUAA
Molecule: messenger RNA, 723 nt
Organism: Striga hermonthica
Lineage: Eukaryota; Viridiplantae; Streptophyta; Magnoliopsida; Lamiales; Orobanchaceae
Source: the annotation of a GenBank genome assembly